This is a messenger RNA of Amoebophrya sp. A25, 8802 nucleotides long. NCBI's taxonomy places the organism in Eukaryota, Dinophyceae, Syndiniales, Amoebophryaceae. The record is from the annotation of a GenBank genome assembly.
AUGGUCGAGUCGCUGACGGAGAACCAAGGGGCUCUCCUUCGCGAGGAGAAUAGGCAACUGCGAAAGAGGGUCGCCAAGACCCAACAGAAAGCGUCCCACUUCCUGAAAAAACUGGAAACUCUGCGCAUAUGAUGAAGUGAAAAACUUCCCUAUUCAAUUUCUAGUACUAGUGUAGGUGUAGAACUACAACUACAGUGCGUUGUUAGCUUCUUGUUCAAUUGUUCAUCCAGAAGAUCAGAAAAAGAAUCUUAGUAGAACGCGUUUUUGAACAAGAACUUGGACGUUGUACUACGACUAAUUAAAUAGGAGCCAUCCAAGCUGGUGCGUCGAACAACUCGAAAAACUUGUAAUUGUAAAAUUGUAAAAUUCAUCUUCGGACGUAACGUUACUGGAACGAGAAGAGACGCUGCGAGGCCGUUCACGUUUGUUGUACCUUGAGGACCGGUUGGAGUUUCAAAGCGUACAACUUCGCAAUCUCUGGCGCAUUUCUGAGGACCCUUAUGGAAGCGGUUAAACACACACGUAGGGUCCCCCUUUGGCCCAAAACAGGCCAUUUUUCCAGGUAGUGCACGAAGCUGCUUGGGAAGUUGGCUACAGUAGUACUACUGUGUGAAUACUGAAGUAGUACUACUUCGAUCAUCUUUACAGUUGCUGCUUGUUCUUACCAAUACAGUUACUGGCACUAGUAAUAGUAUGCUAGCUCAAGAAACAAGGCUACAACUUUCUUCAAAUUCAUGUGCUGUGUCUUCUAUUCUUGUGAAAUCUUUAACAAGGUGUUGGCGACUCGGCGAAUCCGCCACAGGAGCUGCAAGGAGGGCACCAGGACGGGGACGAUGUGGCGAGCGACAGAAACCAAACCGCCGAAGAGGUUAGUCGCUUGCGCACCGCGUGUGCCGCUGCAUGGCAAGCGAUGGAAGUGGCGAAUGAUUAGGUCUCGAGUGAUGUUGGCAUUUUUAUCAUUCACUUCUAUGAUUCCCUAGAAUCCGCAAUCUUAGGAUCCGCAGAUGAUGACGAUAGAAAAUGAUCUACUAGCCGCGAUAGCUCUAGCUGGUCUAAGAUAAGCAAAGACAAGCACGAAUGCAACGGGAAUUGGAGAUGGGGCGAGAAACGUUUACGGCGUGGGUCGAGAAAGCAACCGUCGGAGCGACACCAUCGUCAAGGACAUCUACAGGCUUAAGGCUCGAACAUAAAACAUAGAUGAAGCCUACCAAGAAGACUUCUCAGUUUCUUAUUAAACUCUUGCUUCAUGUUCACCUUCAUGAAAUCUUAGUACUUCAGAUUGAGUUGUACAAAAACUACUUGUUGGACGAAAGAUAUUCAGCUUUGUAGUUCUAAGAAGAGGCGGCACGGCUUCUGCCACGACUUUCACAUCUACUACCGUACCGGAAGCUAAAGGUGGAAAAGACGAAGACGGUGUGCCCGUCGAUUCGAGAGUGUCUGCAUCCUAUAGUGUUCAGAUGAAGAAAGGUCGUGAGUCUACUGAUAAACGACCCGAUAGCAGUGUUUCUGUGCAACGGGAAGUAAUAACCACGCAGAACCACGAUGCUGCUUCAAAGUCCUCUGCUAUAAAACAACAACCUAAUAGCAGUGUUUCUGCGUCAACUACAUCUGCAACUUCUAGCUCUACUUCAACCAAGAAGGGACGAGAAUCAGAUCAUAAGGUUGAAGUUGGAGAACUAUUAAAAAAAUUCGAGACGCAAACAGAGCGACGGCGAGCGUCGUGCACGAAGGUCGAGAAAGAGCAGAAUUGCGCUCACCAUGUUAAGCGAGGACAAGGUCUGACAUUUGCUACCAUGAUCUCUUCAGUUGUCUCUAUCUCUGACUUUGUUGAGAUUGUAAGAAUAUCCUGGUUCUAUAAAGUUCAAAACAUGAUGAAUUUGUGUAGCAAGAAGUGCCUACACGACUUGUUGUUGCAUGAUGAAGCGGCAAGAAGAGCAAGAACUUCAUCGUCUAAAAAGAAUGGGAGAAUAUUGACACGAACAACGAGGCCCAGCACCGUUUUACGAACGACAGCAAAUCUUCUACGAAGUACCUCUACGAGGAAUCAAGAAGCGAACGGCACGGAUCAAGGUGAAGGUCAUGCGACUACAGAUCAGACUUGUUCCGUUAUGGCUGCAGUAGGACUAGAUGCUAGAAGCUUUAUGCACAAGUAGAAAUGUCAAGAAUAAGCGUCAUGAAGGAAGUUCAAGUAGAACUGAUAAAUCUUCCAUGGCUCUCUCUUGCUUAAACCAAAAGAAAAGUAAGAAAUUGUUACACAAUAAGAAACAGUAGCAGAAGUGUCAAAAACGACCUUCAUCUAAGAACGCUAGCGCGACCACAGCUCCCUCUGCAGCAUCUGCCACAGAACUAGGAGAUAUCCAAAAGCGGUCCAGGGACGCCGCAAUCUCGGGAGGCACCUCGACAGUAUCUCCUAUGGGAAAGAAAUUCGUCUUAAGGCUAGUUUUUCUUUUUCGCUAUCUCGCGUGAACUAUGAUGAGUGGACGAGUCCCCCAUGAUACUGAUUUACAAUGGAAAAUCAGGGAGAUGAAACUGGGCAACUCGCUCAACCACAACCAGGCAUAGCCGCGAAAAACUAUAAACUACCGUUAAUGAUGAAGUCACCGCUGAAAGCCAAUCCCUUCCUCGUAGAGCGACGUUCUCCACCGAAAGAAAUCCAGCAGAUUUUGUUUCAGGGUGGAGCAGACUAUUUGUGGUCGGAACACAAGAAGGAGAGCAGCAUCUUGGGAAAAACGGAUUUGGAUUUGCUGUACCACUGCCCGCCUCUCUCAUCGUCAUCAUCUACCACUGAAGACGGCGGAAUAACCACGGAGACUUCAGAAGGCGAAUUCUUGGGUCUCUCGUCAUCGUCUACAAGAACUUCAGAAGGCGCCGAAGCUGCUUUAGGAAUAGGAAUGUCCUUAAUAGAGCCUACAGCUCUAGGAGAUCCACGUCCACCUAGCGUAGGCAAAAAGAAAAACUCCUGCGGCUCCAUCGGCUCGUCCAACUUUACGACGAGAAAAGGAAAUUUGAUUCACACUAUUGGAAAUUUCGUCAAUCCUCCACCUCAACUCUUUUGUUGAUUUGGUAACUAAGAGUUGAGCUGGAGGAUUGACGAAAUUUCAAGUAGGACGAGAUUCUAGAAGCACUAUGCACAAGUAGAAAUGUACUUAAACAAGAAGCGUGUCAUGAAAGAAGUUCAAGUAGAACUAAUUAAUCAAUGGCUCUUUCUCGCUUGAUCCAAAAGAAGAGUAACAAAUUGUUAGACAAUGUGAAGCAGCCAGGAGUGUCAAAAACGACCUUCAUCUAUUAAGAAGGCUAGCGCGACCUACUUGAAAUUUCGUCAAUUUUCCAUCCACUUCAACUCUUACCCAAAAGUCUGUCUUUCUAAGUAGCCACACGCCUCUAAGUAGCCACACACCUCGCCAGGACCAGGAGCAGUGGAUAUAGGACGCUACUUGAUUCGGCGACGAAGCGGACCCCAGUCUGCGUCACGACCUGACUUUAAGGGCUGACGAGCACGUCGAUACUUUAUUCAUCCUGUCAACAUAGUGGAAUGAAGGAUGCUCUUGCUCAGGUAUCCUACUGAUAAGUAGAUGUGGAGUUCGUUGUGUGAGUUUUUGCACUGUCCUUUGUGUUUCAAAGCUUAUUCAUCUUCACAGCCUUCUACUUCUUUUCUCAGACUGCUCGUCUUCUCAGACUUCUUUCUCAGAACUUUACGACCUACAAGUAAUUGCAUUCGUAGUGAUCGACUCGCGCUCGUCUAAGAAUUCAGCCAUGGCGCUCGAAACGCCACCACGCGCAAGAGUAGAAGAGCUGCGACACUAUCUCAUUCGCUCAGCAUCGUCGAGCAAGGACAGUGAGCGGACAUCAACAAAAGCUUUUGCACUAGAGCACGCUGAAGUAGACGGAAAUGAAGGGGCAACUACUAGAACAGUAGCGCCUGUACUAGAGCACGUUGGAGCAGACGGAAAUGAAGGGGCAUACUGAAGAAGAAGGAAGAGGAAGAGGACAUGGGAAUCUAGGACAUGGGAGUCUACUCGAAAACUGAAAAUAACCGAGUUACUGACUGAAAUAAGGGAGGUAGCUUUGACAGGGCUACUCUUCCUUGUUCAGUAUCUCGCUUAUUUUCAGUAGUUACUCGCUUAUUUCAGUUUUUCGAAUACUUGUGAUUGGAGAGGGACGAAACAAAAAACAUCAACACCACCCACAACAUUGCUAGUAGAAGCCGUAGUACUAUUGCUCAUGUGUUGUGGCACAACCGGCACUCCGCUAUUUUCGAACGCACUCGAAGAUGAGGCUGCUGCAGACAAAGAUGAAGACGAAACAAAAAACGGGUGCGUGAGGAUCCCUUGACUUGUGUCUGCAGUUGGGUCUUAGAAGAACAAGUCACUGUAAAGUUGUACGUAGUUUUUUAUACGAACAGUUUUUAUCAUCUCGCUAGAAGAUAUUCCAAAUCCAACUUGUUCAAGAUAUCGAAGAUAUUAGAACUCCACGGACUUUUCGUUCUCAUACAAAACAAGAAGAGAAAAACUGAAGAUAGAUCCAAUAUAUUGUUGAGAAGCUACAUUUUGCACCAGAGGCGUAUCUAUGCUAGUUUCUAAACUACAGCCAGAAGUCCUUCAAGAAUGGGUAAACUACGUCAGGUCGAUGGAAGUUCAAGAUGACUGUUCCCACUUUCAACACGUCAUUGGAACGUAGAUCUGCAAGACUAUGUUGUACCACAAGUUGUUGUUUACAACGAGAGUUAAGGAGAGACAGUGAGGACUGUCGAUUGAUUAGAACCUUUAUCACCUUAUUAGGCUUCACAAUUCCACGGCCGUCCGAAAGGAUACACUGCUGGAACUGUAUCAUCCUGCCGGUAGACUAGAAGCACCACUAAGGAGGCGAACGAAUGAUUCCACAUGAAGAUCAAGCCACGUUGCAGAGUGAUCGAGAGUUUUCUGUAGAGUAUCGGAAUCGGUGUCAACAUCCAUCCUAUCUUAUCGGUAAAGAUCGUAGUUCUGAUCGACCGCUAGACUCAACUCAGUUUAAUCCAGAUCGCCAGGAACGCCUUACCUCAUGCGUAGAAAAGGACCAUAAUUGAUGAUGCGCUGGAGUAGUCCUGAUCUUGCUGAUGUAUUAAACGCGUUCACUAUUGUUCUAGGACUCCAGGUUCACAUGAAGAUGUCGAUGUCCUAGUACGUAGAAGUGCCAAUUUUUGCGUUCCCUUGCAGUUGCAUGCUUACCAAGCACGGUCACGGUGGGUCACACCGUUGAUGCGUUGCUGAAAUUUGCAACUCAACAAUUUACAAGGAUAAGGAAGCAACGGCUGCGCCUUUGCCUACGGCAACACGACACUUACUACAGGUAACCCACCUUCCACAGUAAGCAACAGCAAGCAGACGAGCAGAGAAAAUGGCAGUGAUUCUCGGAACGGCUUUCAGGAGUUCGAUCUGGUGUGAAGGGCGCUCCACCACUCCGAAGACGAGGCAGAAUAGAGUCUGUGCAUUAUGAGCAAUGUUCUUGCGUGAUUUCAUUCAACAUAUUAGCUGAUGUGGGAUGAUUGAGAAUUCAUCGAAUCACACGCGCAGGCGCACCCAUACGGAUGAUCAUGAUGGAAACCUCUAACACUCCUCGCCCUCAGCUCAAGCUGAACGACUUUGCUUACAACUGAGUACACUUUAACUUCAUUCAGAUUCAGGCUUCUUUUCCUUUUUCUAAUCCUAGCCGUACUCCUCCUUCUCGGAACAUCAUCAACAUGGUUCGCAGAAGCAAUGGUCAUGUCUCGGACACAGUUUCCGGACAGGGCUCUGAAAACGGUAACGGAAAGUCGAGUGAAGAGGAAGAUGUGUGGAAAACACGCAUGUUGGGUUAACAAAGACCAGUUCAAGCUAGAGCACGAGUCGAGGGAACAAGAGGUGAAAAACUGGCUAGCAAGAGGAUUGGAGGGCUGGUUCCUCAAUCGUUAAGGGCAUCGCGAUAAUCAUGAUGCGCUCUUCCAUAUUUCUUACAAGACGAGUAGUAUUCAAGGCUAGACCUUUUUGUUUUUCCUUGCCCUCACUCUUAGUCUCUUGAUAAUAGAAAUAGAUCAUUCUCUGAGGACCUCAAGAAUGAACACAUAAGCGCGCUGUACUUCUAAAAUAGAACGUGGAACGAAGACGACGCCUUCCGAAUGUGUCAAGAUUCGUAUGAAGAGUACCAAGACGUGGUAGCACUAGACGAAGACCUGUACCGCGAAAAGUACGCUACGCUGGAGUCCCUCACACGGAAAGCAUCGCAGAAGGAGAUUCUUCGUUAUGAAGGUAGUCAUGAUAGUCCUCUCACUAGACAUAAUAUUGCUUGAAAUUCUAAGAUCUACAUGCUCAUGAUGGAAAUAGGACUACCUCUACUUGGUCAAUGACGAAGAUUGCUGGUUUAGUACACGGCCAACAUGAAGAAAGCUGUAGCUAUAGUUUUUGAUUUGAGAACCCCGUAAAAGCAGGGCAAAGGUAAGAGGUUCCUACACCAGAUCCAUUUUCUAGAAGAUCUAGGUCUAGAAGAUCUAGGUGCUUACUACGACUGAAAAUGUACUAACAAACUACUUAGAAAUUUAGGAGGUACUUACUACUAACAGGCUAAGUUCUAAUUUGUGGAGCAUGGCGUGAAUCAGAUGCGCUUUGAGAGGCCUCCGCAAUCAGACGGGUUCGAUGCUACGGUCUUCAAAGCACGCGCAGAAUACUACAAUCAAGACAAAGGCAACGGAACUUCUGCUCUCGACCAGCAGCAAAGCAGCGAUACUUUCUUCUCAGCCCAGAACGAGACAACGCAGUUCAUCGCUCUAUUGGAGAACAUCACUCAUCCCGACACCCUUCGAAACUAUCUUAAGGCUGAUCAUGAUGAUUCCAAUUCAUCCUCACUGACUGAUGUUCAUCGUUCUUAACACUACAUGAUUAAGUAGAUAGAUGACCCAGCACCAUCUUUCAACAGCAUCUUUGAAAGAAACUACACGAUUAAGAAUAGAUGAGAGAGCAUGUUGUACAAAAGGAUCCUAGGAUGUCUAGAAGUUCUUCAUGACACCCUUCGAAACUAUCUUAAGGCUGAUCAUGAUGAUUCCAAUUCAUCCUCACUGACUGAUGUUCAUCGUUCUUAACAGUUCAUUCUUAACAUAAUGAUCAUGAUGUUCAUCUUCAUUCUUAACAUAGUAACAGUAGAAUUUGAAUUCAUUCAGACUGAUCCUUCAUCCUCUCUGAUCCUAGUAGCAUGAUUCAUCCAGAGUCUCUUGCUGUUUUCCACUCCUGGAUUAUACCUUUGAAAAGGAGGGAUCUUAAAGAAAGAUAUACUUAUUCUUAUUGUAUGUAUGACUGUAAUAUUGUGAGACUCGUGCCAACAUGAACAUGCCAUACAAGUUAUUUAGUUGUUGGUAAUGUAACAAAAAGUUAGGUUAUACUGAAAAUGAAAAUAAAAUCAUAUCUUUCUUCACAAUUGUCGUGAAUAGCACUAAGGAUUCUGCAGGCCUGAUCCUGAAGCCUUCGGAUGGGACAAAUAGCAUAGGUGUCCUCUGGGUCCAGAUGUUGUCGGACAAGGAAGCAGUAGACGCAUACUGGCAGCACCCUGCAAGGGAAGGAAUGCCCCAGAGGGAAGGGAAAGAGUUAGGGGAUGAGACUAGGAGAGCAGAGAGGGAAAGGGUUAGGGGAUGAGACUGGGAGGGGAUUGGUUUUAGAGGGGGCCCCUUGACGUAAUCUUCUUCUGAUAGGUGAUCUUGUUUUCUAUCCAAUAUUUCUAUUUUUAUCAAGAACCAGAAGUAGCGCAAUCAUGUGGUGCAAAACUACAUAGACGCACAUUCUACUUUGUUCAUCGUUUUUAAACUACCAAAUACGCCAAGAGUGGGCACAUUGAUUCAUUCACACUCAAAUUUUGAGGACGACAACUUUUGAAUCCUAGUAUGCGUAUUCCCACCACUUCUUUCAAGGAAGGAAGUGGUGGGAAUACGCAUACUAGCCCCUUUCACGACAAAUCUUAUACCUCUUCCCUAGUACACCUAUUGUUCCCACCACUUCAACUUCUUUCAUUCUCCGGUGAGCCCGCCUUUAGAACGUUUGCUUUUUACGGAAAUUUGGACCAUUUCUGGCCAACCUGGGAAGACAUGGUGGAGCAUGUUGUCGGCUCGCAUCUCCCGCACUACCACGAAUACAUGCAGCGAACUGUCUGGGAAAAUCCUUAUGAUCAUUUGAAGAGUAAUUCUUGUAAUGUUUUUGAGUAGGCUAAUGUUCUUGAGUAGGCUACUUCCGGUAAUGAUUUGGAGAGUAAACAUUGCAAUGUUCUUGAGUGCUGAGGAAAGGGGUACGGAUAGGAGGUAAGAUGAUGUUCCAACAUUAAGAAGCCUGUCCAUCGAUCUAUUCGUCCAUCUAAGAUAAGUUUGCUUAUCUAUCGAUCUAUUCGUCCAUCUAAGAUAAGUUUGCUUAUCUAUCGAUCUAUUCGUCCAUCUAAGAUAAGUUUGCUUAUCUAUCGAUCUAUUCGUCCAUCUAAGAUAAGCUUGCUUAUCCAUCUUCGAUCUAUUCGUCCAUCUAAGAUAAGUUUGCUUAUCCACCGAUCUACUCGUCCAUCUAAGAUAAGUUUUCUUAUCCACCUUCGAUCUAUUCGUCCAUCUAAGAUAAGUUUGCUUAUCCACCGAUCUACUCGUCCAUCUAAGAUAAGUUUGCUGUCCAUCUAUAAGAUAAGUUUGCUUAUCCAUCGAUCUAUUCGUCCAUCUAAGAUAAGUUUGCUGUCCAUCUAAGAUUGAUAAGUUUGCUUAUCCAUCGAUCUAUUCGGUGAUCUCUAAAGUUCUCUCCGAAAAGGCAGAUGGUUUGUCGAGAAGAAAGUGCCAGU